Messenger RNA from Jatropha curcas, 1357 nucleotides. RefSeq names its product membrane-anchored ubiquitin-fold protein 6 precursor (gene MUB6). Gene Ontology annotation, molecular function: protein binding. The record is from RefSeq and is a predicted model, not a curated record. NCBI's taxonomy places the organism in Eukaryota, Viridiplantae, Streptophyta, Magnoliopsida, Malpighiales, Euphorbiaceae.
UCAAUUAUCAUUGGAAUUUUCUGUUAGAUUCAGGUAAAACCAUCACUUUGAAAAUUUCUCUAUUUGGUUGCUCUCUCUCUCUCUCUCUCUCUCUCUCUCUCUGUUUCUUUCUUUCUACAUCAAGCAAUUCAAGAACCUGUUUGUCUUCUUUCUUGGCUUGCUCUUAUACAUUUCUCAUUAAUCACUGACAAAUCCUCUUGUUCUUGGUUGUGGCAUCAAGAAAUAGGAUCUAAGGGUUCAAAAAGCUAUUUUCGAUCAAAAUUUGUUGAAAAUAGUGUCUCUUUUGUGGUUUUGUUGUAAAGAAUCACUUUCUUGAUCUGGGUUCUUGGUGUUCUGCACUUUGAUAUGGUUUUCCAUUGAUAGUUGCUACUUUUCAGUGUUCUUUGCUGGGAAUUUUUGUUAAAGAGGCUUAAAAGAGAGGAUAUCUUUGAUCUUUUGGAGAGGUUUUUAGCCAUAUCUCGACGAUUAGAAUGAAAUUUUGAGGUGGGUUUUUGGUGAAGUGAUUUAUCAAUGGCUGGAGAAGAUCUUAUUGAGCUCAAAUUCAGACUUGCGGAUGGUACUGAUAUUGGGCCAAGCAAAUAUAGUCCAGCAACCUCAGUGCUAACUCUGAAAGAGAAGAUAAUUUCCCAGUGGCCAAAAGAUAAAGAAACUGGUCCUAAGACUGUAAAUGAUGUGAAACUCAUAAAUGCUGGAAAGAUACUGGAAAACAACCGAACGCUUGCUGAGUCCAGACUUCCAGUCAGUGAACUUCCAGGAGGUGUCAUAACCAUGCAUGUAGUUCUGCGUCAUCUCAUGCCUGACAAAAAUAGUGACAAGCUGCAUAAAGAUCCUUCGAAGAAGACGGGGUGCUCAUGUUCAAUCUUGUAGUUCCAACUUUUGAGAAACCAUAUAUUUUUUCAGAACUCUGCAUCAAGUUGUGUCGGAAAAGAUUUGACUGUGUUUUAGGUUCCUUGUUUCUAGUGGUCUUGGAAACAAAAGCAUGAAGGUCUGCGAGCAAAAUUCACUUGGUUUUUUUCUUUGGUUUCAUUCGAAAAUUACUCCGUAGCUCCUCUGUUAGUUAAGUGCAAAAAGGAUGAUACUUGAAUUGGAAAGUUCAGUUGAUCAAGAAGGUUUCUUCUACCAACCAGAAAAAGAAGAAAAAAAGGAACAAAAAGGAGAAAGAGGAAAAACUAAAAGGCAGUUACAGAAAAAAAAAUUAUUGGUUUGUUUUGAUUUUGUUGUCAUUAGAUUGCGUAUAAAAAGAUACAGAACAUGACUCUCAUAUGACUAGUAAAGUUUGUUGGCCUUAACUUCGUCAAUUUCGUUUGAUUACGUUCUUGCUGCUUCUGAAAUGGUACCGGUUUCUGUUUCAAAUAUA